CCGACCCAACCUCGACCCUCCUUUCGCUCUCGCGGCUGAUGAGCCUCUAACCGGUGAAUCGCCUGCUCGCGACUUGUCCCUAGGCGAUCCCCUUCGCCAUGUCGUUCCUUUUCAAGUCGAAGAAGCAGCAAGCCUCGGCCCUCCCUGCAGCUACUCGAGACACCACGACCUCUCCCCAAGCACAGCCACCGGCCCCGUCGUCCGCUAUACCAACCGCCAAUGCUCCCCGCACCGCUCACCACAGCCAGGGAAGUGGCAGCGUCGCCACUCACCAUAGUCAGGGAAGCACUAGCGCCGCCGCCGCCCAUACGCCCACGCCCGUCAGCAGCGUGAACAAUUCCGUGGGCUCCUUGCCGCCCGCUGCUGCCACUGCCAGUCCCAAACAAGAGGUCCACCGCGACAGAGCGAAUUCUGAGAGCCAGGCAAGUUGUCUUUAGGCCUCUCACUUUCCCAGGGCGAACAUCGCGAACUGACCAAUUCGCGAGGUAGAAUAAUGUACGGCCGGCACCAGCACCCGCUCCACGCGGCGCUCCGCCCGCUGCUCCGCCCGCUG
Messenger RNA from Aplosporella prunicola CBS 121167, 553 nucleotides. RefSeq lists its product as uncharacterized. The record is from RefSeq and is a predicted model, not a curated record. The transcript has a single exon. Bases 99 to 437 code for a protein of 112 amino acids. NCBI's taxonomy places the organism in Eukaryota, Fungi, Ascomycota, Dothideomycetes, Botryosphaeriales, Aplosporellaceae.